AUGUUGUGUGCCUUUCCACUAGCAGUAGAGACUGGGAUUUAACUGCCAGAGCGUCUCCUCCCUGUGACCCUCUUUGGGUAGCUCUGUUACGAUCUGGAUUACCGAAAUGUCUUACGCCUAUCUCUUCAAAUAUAUAAUUAUCGGCGACACAGGUGUAGGAAAAUCCUGUCUUCUGCUGCAGUUUACAGAUAAGAGGUUUCAGCCAGUUCAUGACCUUACCAUUGGAGUUGAAUUUGGAGCACGUAUGAUUAAUAUUGAGGGGAAGCCAAUCAAACUACAAAUAUGGGACACGGCUGGACAGGAAUCAUUCCGUUCUAUCACACGGUCAUAUUAUCGAGGUGCUGCUGGUGCUCUUCUAGUGUAUGACAUCACCAGGCGGGAGACAUUUAAUCACCUGACUUCAUGGCUGGAAGAUGCUCGGCAGCAUUCAAGUUCCAAUAUGGUCAUUAUACUUAUUGGGAACAAAAGUGAUUUGGGGUCCCGUAGAAAUGUUUCAAAAGAAGAGGGAGAAGCUUUUGCUCGUGAACAUGGACUUAUUUUCAUGGAAACGUCAGCCAAGACUGCAGCCAAUGUUGAAGAGGCCUUCAUUGACACAGCCAAAGAAAUAUAUAAGAAGAUACAGCAGGGACUUUUUGACGUAAAUAAUGAGGCAAAUGGUAUAAAGAUUGGGCCCCAACAGUCAAUAAAUGAACCUGUAGUGGGUGGAAUACGACAAAACAUGGCAGAAAGUGGAAAAGAUACAGGGUGCUGUUGAAAUGGAUACUAUGGUGAAGAUAGGCAACAUCAAUGGUCCAUUUCCAAGUCCACUACAUCUCUUCACGCAUCUCUUUUGUCUCUUGUUGCACUCUUUUUGCUCUUUGAUAUCCUUCUCUUCCAGCUGACCUGCUCUUCUCAUUGUACACUGAAAACGGCUAAAUAUCACUACAAACACAACUAAAUAAGCAAGUGACCACAAUUAUUUUCUUAUCCAGGAUCAAUUUGACAACAGUUAUUGAGUUCAGUGGAAUUUUUUGUGCAGUCACCCUCGGAUGAUAUACACCAGAUAAGACUGAUAAAUCAAGAGGACAGCUAUAAAGCUAUCUAUUUAUUUAACUUUUAUAUUUAUCUGCAAAAGCAUAUAAUUUUUUGUUUUAUCUUUUUUUAAUUAAAUUUUUUAUUAUGUUAAGUAAAUUAUUUCUUUUUUUCAUGAUUUUAAAAUUGCCUUUAAUUUAUUUUAACAUUUUUUUUAAUUUGUAUAUAUAGAGAGUGCCAUGACACAUAUAUUUUUUUAUAAGUUGUUAGGUACCUUUUUUUUGUUUCCAAUUUUAACGUGUUAAUAAAAAUUCUCCAUCUUA
Molecule: messenger RNA, 1334 nt
Organism: Bombina bombina (fire-bellied toad)
Lineage: Eukaryota; Metazoa; Chordata; Amphibia; Anura; Bombinatoridae
Gene: RAB2B
Product: RAB2B, member RAS oncogene family
Exons: 8
Coding region: 107-754 (215 amino acids)
Cellular component (GO): Golgi apparatus
Molecular function (GO): GTPase activity; GTP binding
Source: RefSeq, a predicted model, not a curated record